Molecule: messenger RNA, 916 nt
Organism: Trifolium pratense (red clover)
Lineage: Eukaryota; Viridiplantae; Streptophyta; Magnoliopsida; Fabales; Fabaceae
Product: EG45-like domain containing protein 2
Exons: 6
Coding region: 214-660 (148 amino acids)
Source: RefSeq, a predicted model, not a curated record
ACACCACCAUCAUAUCAGAAAAUAUACACCAUCUAUAUAGUAGAGAGCAGAGGCGGCUUGGAGGUAUGUGCGAGGUGUGCGACGGCAUAGUGCCUCAACUCAAAAUUUUGAGGUGCCACUUUUAUAUUUUGCACAGAGCCUCCUAAAACUCGGAGACGCCCCAGGUAGAGAGUAAGAGCUUGGAAGACUCAAAGAGCAAUUCACUUUGAAACAAUGGUUGGAGCAGCAAUGAUAUCCAAGUCUCAAUAUCUUUUCUUCCAAUUCCUAAUCAUCAUCCUCCUCUCAACACUGUUCAUCCACUUCUCUCAAGCUGACGUUGGCACUGCUUCCCAUUAUGGCCCUCCCUUUUUACCGACGGCGUGUUUUGGGGGAGAUGCAUCACAAUUUCCGUCGAGCAACAUGUUUGGUUCAGCAGGAGAAGGUAUAUGGGACAAUGGUGCAGCAUGUGGGAGGCUAUAUGAGGUGAGAUGUAUAAGUGCAGCUGUACCUAGAACUUGCAUUCCAGGUCAAACAAUUCAGAUUAAGAUUGUUGAUAGGGCACAAUCCUCUGUUUCUAGGCCUUCUUCAAGUGAUACUUCUAUGGUCCUCUCCACUACUGCCUUUCAGAUCAUUGCAAAUGUUUCUGCAUCUUUGAUUAACAUUGAAUUCCAGCAGGUUUGAAAUUUUGAAAUGUGCAAAUAGCCUUAGAUGGCGUUAUACAAAGGGAAGAUAGGAAUUGUAGCAUAGCAAAUGCAUUGCUGAGAAAUUAAUUUCUGUGGUGAUCGGUGCAGUGGAAUUUGCAUCGGUAUUUUAAUUUCCAACAUGUUAUGGUAUAUCAUGAAUAUUUGUAUGUGUGGAUUUUGUUCCUCUCUUCUCCAGAUUGACCAUUAUUUUUUUUUCCUUUGAGUAAAAAAAGUUAGCCAUUAUUUUUUAAUUA